This is a messenger RNA of Lymnaea stagnalis (great pond snail), 5979 nucleotides long. The record is from the annotation of a GenBank genome assembly. NCBI's taxonomy places the organism in Eukaryota, Metazoa, Mollusca, Gastropoda, Lymnaeidae.
GUUUUAUUUUCACGUAGUAGAGAGUAUAAGUUAUAAAGUUUAUAAACAAUCCUACUAAUCGUCAACAAUGGUAGAUAAAAUUGAUUUUUCGGAGGUAUGCAUUUUUAUUUGAUUAAAUCAAUGUGUAUCGACGCUGUAUUAAUCAAAAGUCCCAUUGUACACGUUUCAUUAAAUUCUUUUUGAAAUUAUUUACGUCUCUAUAAAAGUAAAAAAUAAGCUUAAACAUGUAGGCGUAGGCAUGUAGGUUACUAUUUAAUAUUUAACUUUAAUUUAACGACUUUAAAUUAAACUUUAAAAUUUAAAGUCUUUAAAUUUAAAAUUACAAUUAACAAUGAUUUGAAUCAAAUCAAUUAAAAUUAAAUCAAAGUGUGCCCUCUUAACACACACUCAAUUUUAUGUCUUUUAUAAAUACAAAAAGUGUAGCCCAGGGUGAUUUCCCCUUUGCACCCCGCACAUUGUUUGCCGCAAGGACUAUUAACUAGUGAUAGUGAAAGUGAAAGCUAUUAUUUUUUUUAUUACUAUUGCUGCCCUGUCUUGUGCCUAAAUUUGGCUAAAUAAAUAUACUAGCUAAAUGAUGGCUUGUUCAUGCAAUUUAAAUAUAUUUUUAUUCUUAGCCUACAGACAUGGGAAUGUGACCAUUUUACACACAUUAGACUUAGACUUAGACAAAUAUCUCCAAAUUUUGAUCUUAAUACCCCCCCCCCCCUCCCUCCCCCUCCCCCCUCUUUAAGUCACUAUUGGGACUAUUCAAAAGAUAAAAAAAUAGCAAAAUUUUCAAACCUCAUAUGUAUUAUGAACAUGGUGCUCCCUCUUUUGUAACAGAAUUCAGCUUAUUUGGUUUUUUUUUUUUAAUAGACAUAGAAUUGAAAAAAGUUGGAUUACAUUAUUUGAGAUUUCAUUAGUAAGCUAUCAUUAAGCAUAUCAACUUUUUUGUGCAUCAGGGAUAAAUCAUAAAUCACCUUUCAAUUAUUCAAGGAAUUUCUGGACCAGGGUACACAUUUUUCAAUAGCUUAAACAUUCUGUGUAUAACCUGCCUUGGUCUUAUAUUAAUUAUUUAGUUUUGGAAGAACAUCAUUUGUUUGUUAUUGGAGCCCAUUCAUGAUUUAUAUGGCAAUUGUUACUAGGGCCCAUUCAUGAUUCAUGUGGGAAUGGGUGACCUUGUUGCCAACUUAAGACUUUAUUUUUUUAGUCUAUAGAGAACCAUGAAAAAGUUGUUAUUAUUUAAAUAAUUAAAAUUUUGUAUACUUUUCUUUGCUGAAAAUUAUUAUUAGGCUACUUGGCAUAGAUAUAAUUUAACACUCAACAGUGACAUUAAGAUACCCUGAAAAAUUUUAUUGAACUAUUCUAGAUUCCCAAGGACAGAGGAUAUGAUUCAGCUUUUGAGUCAGAUGCUGAAGCCAAGGAAAGAAGGUGUUGUUUUUUCUGCUCAUGACAUUAUUUAAAGGUUUUAUUUAUUAAAAUAAAUAAAGUAUAGAUUAACUAAACAUAAGAUUAUUUACAAGUCUUUGAUAACUUUUUAAUUAUUUUAAACACUUAUCAGGUAUAUGACUUUUAUUGCAGAAAUAAUAUUAUUGAUUUCUUGUUUUGGACAAUUUUUGUGAUUUUUAAAACCUAAUAAUUAGUUUAAAAUAUUUUUUAUUCUAGACGCACCGUUGCUGACUUGGUGCCAGGAAAAAAGACACGUGUGAAAAUUGCCAAUAAAAGACAGUUGGAGGAAGAGUUUGUUAAGUAUGUUAGUAUAAUAUGCAUAUUAUGUCUAUUUUAAGGAUUAGGCCCCUUAGGAAUACGAUUUUGGUGUGCUCGCCUUGGGCUCUACAGCCUCAAUGAACCCGAUGUCUGUUAUUUGAAAAAAUUGUACCUUACAAGUUUAUUAAUUUGAAGUAACAUUUUUAAAAUUCUUAUAUUCUAACAGAGAAGAAGGAAAAGCUCACAGAUUUCAUGCAGUUGCCAAGGAUGCUGUAUCCUUUUUAAUUGACAUUAAAGAUGUGUUUUGUGCUGUAUUAUAUAUUUCACAUAUUUGUUUACAGGCAUAUUUAAAAAAAACCCAAAAAAAACCAAUAAAACUCACUACAUUUACAAACCAUUUGUACAAGUCAGCGGCAUAUGCUUUUAUAAUGAUUACCUUAACAAAAAAAGUAUGCUCGUCAUAAAGAAUAUGUAAACAAUUAUCUCUUAUAUUAUGGAGGUUCAAAAAAUGAAUUCAAGAGAGACACGUAAGUUAUAAACAGGUUAUUAUAUACUUUUGCUUCAGCUUUAAAAUGCUUUUAAAAAAUAAAAAAACAUGAAAUGGGUGAAAUCUUUACAUAUCAUCAUUACUUAUUUACUUGCAACAGUGUCUUAAAUUUAAAACUUUGUUAGCCGUUCAGGAAUAUCAUAUUUCUUAAGUGUUGAAAAGUUUAUAAUUUUGAAUGGUCUUCAUGCUCUUCUAAAUGUUAAAGCUCUGGAUUUCUUUUCUUUAGUUAAUCGUGCUAACAUUUUUAUUGAAUUUUGAAUUGAACACGUAGAUCUAAACGUUGUGUAUGAAUACAAUUGGUGUGUUUUGUCAUCCUGGCCCAAGAGUUAUUUCUUAUUUAACUACUACUCCCACGUGAGAAUAAUUGCCCAUUAAAUCAGAUUAAAGUAACUCACCAGUUUAGCUAAAAAAAAGUAAAUUUCAAAAUGUGCCUAUUGUUGUAGAAGCUGACGAAAUGUUUGCUGUGUUUGCAGUUCUGGAGACAAACGAGAUUUUGAUGUGAUAAAAGAACACCACCAGUUUCUGUGGGAUGAAAGUGAGGCAGCUGAAGUGUCCUGGUAUGUCUUAACGGAAAUAAAAUAAUUUAUGAAUGAGCAUAUAUGGGAAGCUGGGAGUCAGAGUCGAAGGUUGGAGGUUAGAGGUAGACCGUAAAAGUGUUAUACUUAAAAAGUGUAUUUGAUAUAUGAUAUUAUACUCACAUUUGAAGUUAAGUCCAUUUUUUUCUAAACAAUGCAGUGCAUGUUAUAAGGUUAUAAAUAUAUUAUAAAAUUAUUUUCUGGUUUAAUUUAUUUAAUAUCUCCGGCUUGAUGCUGCUUAUGUAUUUUGUUUACAUAGCUUAAUGUAUAACAUUGUGUUUUGUAUAUCUCAAGGGAAAAAAGACUUGCAAAAAAGUAUUAUGAUAAAUUAUUCAAAGAAUACUGCAUUGCUGACUUAAGCCGCUACAAGGAAAACAAAGUAAGUUUAGACAAGGGCUUUUGUCUCAGAAUAGAUCAAAGUUUAAAUUUGUUCUUUAUUUAAUUUAUAAUGACAAGUUUGUACUGACCACAGUGACUGCUAGCUAGGUCAAGCAUAUGCUAAUUAUUACCACCCUUUGCCAUUCAUUGUUUAGCGAAGGUUUUUAUUGGUUUUUUGUUUGGUGCUUGCACUUGUAAUUUUUAUAGUAGCUUUUAUCUGGAAUUAAAUAUAUCUCCUUUGCAUGCCAUUAGAUUAAGCAGUUAAAGAUACUCUUAUUGGUGAUCUUAACUGGUUGUUGGUUGAUGUCUCUCAUAACAUAAGGAGACUUAGACCUAAACUUUUGUGGUUCUGUAUAAUAAUUAAUGUUAAUGGCAUACAACUUGAUUGCUUCUUUUUGCUUGUUUUAUAGAUUGGUAUGAGAUGGCGAAUAGAGCAGGAAGUAAUUGAUGGCAAAGGUAAACAAACAUGUAAUUUUCUAUCUUCCACUUGAAUUUUCAAAGGAAAAGCUAUGAUUACAUUAAAAAAAAAAAUUGUUUUAAUAUUUCAAUUUGAUAUCAUUAUGUUAUUAUAAUUAAAUUUUCCUUUGAUACAAUAAACUGUAAGUUUCCUUCAACUUUUGAGCAUGUUUAUCACUGAGCAUCAAUAUGACAUUUUUUGUAUGUAACUCAGGUCAAUUCAUCUGUGGCAACAAGGCAUGCAAAGAAACAGAAGAUGAAAGUGGGCUCAGGAGUUGGGAAGUCAAUUUUGCUUAUGUAGAGUCGGGACAAAAGAAAAAUGCUUUGGUGAAAUUACGACUUUGUCCUGAUUGUUCGUAUAAACUCAAUUAUCGUUCCAAGUAAGAAUACAAUAACUGGCCUUGAUAAUCCCAAAUAAGAAUAUUGAAUAGUUGUGUCAGUUUAAUUUUACCUAGACUGAAAAAUUUCAAUGACACAAUGAUAGCAUUUUUUCUUUUUUUUACAGACAUAAAGAUGUCACCAAAAAAAAGAAGAAAGAAAAUGCUAACCUUACCGCACCUAGUCAACCAAACACAAAGAAGAAGCGUCACUCAGGUUUGUCAAUUAUUAGAAAUUAAAUACUUGUACAUUUAAUUUAAAAAAAACCCAACAAUAUUUCAAACAAUAAAUUCUUGACAAUAGUAGCUUUUAAAGGAGAGAUAGAAUUCAGUUUUAUGAUAUAAUGCAUUGCUCUAACUUGUACAAAGUUUUGACAGACUUAAGAAGGAUUAUCAUUAAUUGAAUAUUAGUACAUUUUGAUAACAUAUAAACUGUUGGAACUGUUUACAGUGUGGACCCACUACAGAAAAAUAUUGAACAAAAUGAAUUGGAAUGUGUUGUUGAGUUUUAUAUUUGUUUGAAGUAGAAAGAAAGUUUAGCCUUACAUGCUAAAGAAUUUUGUAGUAUAACUGUAGUUUAGUUUAACCAACAAGCCAGAGUUUGAAAUUCUCAUUCAGACCUGGCUUUUCUGGUAAUAUUGGUGAGGCACGAUAUUAUAUAUGUACAUUGUUAUCAGAUGAGUCCACAGCAGGUCCAUCACAGAAUGACAGAGCAGAUAAAAGCCCUAAAGACAAAGGUGACAUAGAGGACCAGGAAAUCUGGAGUCAGCCUCUCAAAGUUACAGAAGAAAAAUCCAGGUGUGUAUAAAAUAAUGUCAAAUCAGUCCCAUCAUUUAUUCACCGUAAUGGUGUUUUGUGUAAUAAAGUUUUUGCUUCGUUUAUUCAUCACACAGUAAGUUGUUUAGGUGAAGACAUCAUUUUGAAAAAUUUUUUUUUUUAUAAAACGACAGAUGGUGCCAAGGAGAUCCAUCGAAGUAAUAACUAUUUCUUGAUUAUGUUAAAAUGUCUUAUUUCUUUAUUAUUUUCUCAUUGGGAAGCUUUCCUUUUUAUUAUAUAAAUUGUUAUAUUAGAAGUUAUACCAUGGCCCAACCCCUAGUUCUUUACAACAAAAAUGAAAAAAAUUAAUAAUUAUCGUUAAACAUGCAUAAUGCUUAUAAUUAAAAUCUCAUUCUGUCACUACAGCAUUGCACCAGGUAGUUAAACACAAGUAUUUCUCCAUUCAUUCAAACAUGAUAAUCAAACUUUUUUAAUAAAUAGCUUUUAUUGUUUUUUUUUUUUCAGGGAGGAUGAAUUUGAAUGUUACUUCACAAACAUGUUUUUGUGAGGAAUUUGCAUCUGUCAACAACGGUGUGAUAGUGUCAGAGGGUAGCUACUUUUUACAAUGUGUGAUGCUGAACAAUAACAAUAAAAUUUCAAUAUGCAGAAUACAUUUUGAAUAUUCUCACAGCUGCUGUGAACAAACUUUACAUGCUCACAACUGCUGUGAACAAACUUUACAUAUUGCUGUAAAUUAAAUGAGACUUAAAUGAAAUAGCGGCUAAUAUUUUACCAAAUGCAGUUACUUUGGAGUGCAAUGUUAGCCUUGAUUCUCUGCAGCCCUAGCUGUCAUUCACAUUGUGGAAUGAGUGUUUGUACAUAAAUGUACAUACAAGGCAAAAGGGAGACAUUUAAAAGAAAUAUGUCACAUCAGUUUUGGACUCUUUUAUAGUCUCGCUCACUAAUAUUUUUCAAAAUAAAAAGCAAGCUCUUUGAUGUCUUUUGUUGUUAUAUAAUUACAUCUUGCUGUUCAUGUGUUAAUUGUUCAAAUAUUGAUCAGAUGUUUUUUAACUGCCCUAAAAAGUGACCAAGCGAUAGGCGCUGGAACCAUGUUGAACUUUCAACUUAUGAGACAAAUGAAACAAUUUUAUAUUUACAUAAAACAUUCAUUAUGACAGGAAAUCUGUCAGUGGUCCUUGAGGUA